Molecule: messenger RNA, 4164 nt
Organism: Apaloderma vittatum (bar-tailed trogon)
Lineage: Eukaryota; Metazoa; Chordata; Aves; Trogoniformes; Trogonidae
Product: sodium channel protein type 5 subunit alpha-like
Exons: 18
Biological process (GO): membrane depolarization during action potential; sodium ion transmembrane transport; neuronal action potential
Cellular component (GO): voltage-gated sodium channel complex; plasma membrane; axon
Molecular function (GO): protein binding; voltage-gated sodium channel activity
Source: RefSeq, a predicted model, not a curated record
AUGUUGGCUGCAGGAGAAGUUAAUAAGGCCUUAGAUGUCAGGUCUGAAAUAUCAGUUGCUGACUUGAAAAAUUCAGAAGAAGAAGAGCUGAAGAAAGAAAACCCUGUUUUAAGGCAAAGCUUCAUUUUAGAUGAUCAUGACAAAGAGGAGCAUAUGUUUAAUUCACAGCCUGGUCGCUGCCACAAGAAGCUUAGGCAGAUACUGCUGUCCUAUGAAUUGUCAGUGGAUUCUAUUAACGAUCCUUUACGAAGACAGAGGUUAAUGAGUGCAGCCACUGUUAUUACAGAUAAUUUGCAAGAACUGCAAGAGUCAAAAAUGAGAUGCCCUUCAUUAUUGAAACGUUUUGCUCGAAAGUAUCUCAUUUGGAAUUGUUGCCCAUUCUGGAGACUAGUAAAAGAGAAGGCGAAAUUAGUGAUUUUGGAUCCAUUUGUUGAUCUCUUAAUCAUGGUUUGCAUUAUUGUGAAUACCUUAUUCAUGGCUCUGGAGCACCCUGACAUGUCAAGCCAUUACCGAGAUAUGAUUUAUAUAAGUGACAAGGUCUUCACCCUGAUUUUUACAGCAGAAAUGAUCCUGAAGAUCAUUGCUCUAGAUCCUUACAACUAUUUUCAGCAAAAAUGGAAUAUUUUUGAUAGCAUAGUUGUUAUGAUUGGCCUCAUAAGCUUUAAAGAGAACCUGUCAUCUUUCAGGCUGCUCAGGAUCUUCAAACUGGCAAAGUCCUGGCCAGCCUUAAAUACUCUAAUGAAAAUAAUUCUAAACUCAGUUGGUGCUCUGGGUAACCUCACUCUGGUUUUAAUUAUCACUGUAUUUAUUUUUGCUGUAGUAGGAAAGCAGGUUUUGGGCAGUUAUUAUGAUACAAAUUACAUUAAAAUAAGCACUGAUAAGGAUUUACGUUGGCAUAUGAAAGAUUUUUGUCAUUCGUUCCUGAUUAUAUUCCGAAUAUUAUGUGGAGAAUGGAUUGAAACCAUGUGGGAAUGUAUGGAAGUGGCUGGAAAAGGGCUCUGUCUUCCCAUUUUCUUACUAGUCCUGGUGAUAGGAAACCUGGUGGUGCUCAACCUAUUCAUUGCCUUGCUGCUGAGUUCCUUCAGUACUGACUCCUCGAUGGGACAAGAGGAAAGUGGACAGAUGACUAAGUGUCAGAUUGCCAUUGCACGGAUUCACGAGGGUCUGCAGAUUGCAAAAGGCAGAAUUUUGGAUCGUUGUGGCAAAAUAAUGAAACGAAGGCUCAAACCAACAGCAAAAAGGACGACUUUGGUGAAAAUUUCUGCCAAAGACAUAGAGGAAAAUAACUAUGCCAUGACAGAUGUCAGAAAGGAGAUAGACAACACUUGCUUUGACAUUGAGUAUUGCAAUACUGAAGAGAGGUCCUCAGUAACAAGGAAAUACGAAGAAUUUGUAACCAGUCGUAGAACGUGUGUUCCAGUUGCAGUAGCAGAGACUUACUCCGAUGAAGGUAAUGAUGAGCACACUGUACGCACAGAAAUAGAAUACAGAAAACAGGGAGACAGAUUAAGACGUAGAGAGCCACGCCGGAGUUCAAGUGGCUUCAGUCAGAUUUCUGGGACUUCUGAAAGUUUAAGUGGUUUUUCAGAAACUCAGCAAAAGAAAGAGCAAAAAGAGAAAUGUGAUGCUGGUAGCUAUUCUGACGCCAGCACUGUGGAUCCAGUUAUUCUUCUGGAGGUAUUUCCCCAGCCUAAAAAGUCACACUUGCCUAAGGACUGUUUUGCAGAAGGUUGUGUGGAAUGUUUCCCAUGUUGUGUAGUGGAUGUCACUAAGUUUCCAGCCAGCACUUGGUGGAAAUUUAGAAAAACCUGCUACAGAAUUGUUAAACAUAGCUGGUUUGAAAAUUUUAUAAUUUUUAUGAUAGUACUGAGCAGUGCAGCACUGGCAUUUGAAGAUAUUCAUCUGCGGGAGAGAAAAAAUGUGAAAAUGCUCCUAGAGUAUGCUGAUAAAGUAUUUACCUACAUCUUUUUUAUGGAGAUGCUUUUGAAAUGGGUAGCUUAUGGUUUGCACAGUUAUUUCACAAAUGCCUGGUGUUGGCUUGACUUCAUCAUUGUAUGUCUGUCAUUUGUUUCCUGGGGACUAAAUACUGUUUCUAAAGACCCCUCACCUUGUUCCUCUGGGAGUGCCCUGAAGUCUCUCAGGACUCUUAGAGCACUGAGGCCUCUACGAGCUUUGUCACGAUUUGAAGGGAUAAAGGUUGUUGUGAACGCACUCUUGGGAGCUAUCCCCUCAAUCCUGAACGUUUUACUUGUCUGUAUCGUCUUCUGGCUCCUAUUUAACAUUGCAGGAGUAAAAUUACUUGGAAAAAAAUUUUCGAAAUGCAUAAUCCAGAAAGAUUAUAUAAGACUAAUCAAUAACAGAAGCGAUUGUUCCUUCUAUGGUGGAACAUGGACAAAUAAUGAUGUAAACUUUGAUAAUGUUGGGAUGGGAUACUUGGCUCUUCUCCAAGUGGCAACUUUUAAAGGUUGGAUGGAUAUUAUGUAUGCAGCAGUGGAUUCACGUGAGAUAGAUGAUCAGCCAACAUUUGAAGCUUUCUUGCCCAUGUAUAUGUAUUUUGUGAUUUUCAUUAUUUUUGGAUCUUUCUUCAUGCUGAACCUUUUCAUUGGUGUGGUAAUCAGCAAUUUUAACCAGCAAAGGAAAAAGAUAAGUGGAAAAGAUCUAUUUUUGACUGAGGAACAGAAAAAGUACUACAAUGCCCUAAAAAAACUUGGAUCCAAGAAACCUCAAAAACCCAUCCCAAGACCAUCGAAUAUGUUCCAAGGAUUUCUGUUCGAUAUGGUGUCACACAAAGCAUUUGACAUUACUGUUGUGACUUUCAUCUGUCUAAAUAUGGUUGUUAUGAUGGCAGAAACCAACGACAAUUAUGUCAAGGAUGUUCUUAAUAAAAUCAACUUCUUUUUCGUGGCAGUAUUUACUGGGGAAUGUGUCAUUAAAAUGCUAGCCCUAAGACAUUAUUUCUUCACCAGUGGCUGGAACAUAUUUGAUUUAGCUGUUGUGGUUCUUUCACUAGUUAGUAUUGGACUUUCUGAAGGCUUUCGAACUUUAUUCUCUCCUACGCUUCUGAGAAUUUUUCGCUUGGCAAGAAUUGGCCGGAUUCUGAGAUUAAUUCGAAGAGCUAGAGGAAUUCGAACUCUUCUUUUUGCAUUACUGAUGUCUCUUCCUGCACUGUUCAACAUUGGUCUUUUGCUUUUUCUGGUUAUGUUCAUUUAUGCCAUUGUGGGCAUGACGAACUUUGCCUGCAUUGGCUGGGAAGGUGGGAUUGAUAACCUUUUCAACUUUCAAACGUUUGACAGUAGCAUGCUCUGUCUCUUCCAAAUUACAACAUCAGCUGGCUGGGAUGGUCUUUUAGUCCCUGUGUUAAAAAACUCUAAUUCAUGUGCUCCCAAUUUAGAUUUAACAAAUGAACAGAAAAACAAUUGCACGAAUAAGGGGAUUGGUAUUUUAUUCUUUGUAAGCUAUGUCAUUAUAUCAUUCCUCAUUGUUGUAAAUAUGUACAUAGCUGUCAUUUUAGAGAACUUCAGUGUUGCCACUGAAGAAAGCACAGAUCCUCUUUGCGAGGAUGACUUUGAUAUGUUUUAUGAGACCUGGGGAAAAUUCGAUCCUCAGGCAACACAGUUUAUUGAAUAUUCUUCACUUUCAGAGUUUGCAGAUGCUCUGGCAGAACCCUUACGCAUUCCAAAGCCUAAUAAAAUUCAGCUCAUAUCCAUGGACCUCCCUAUAGUUAGUGGAGAUAAGAUCCACUGCUUGGAUAUCUUGCUUGCUUUCACUAAAAGGGUCUUGGGAGAAUCUGGAGAUUUGGAUGGUCUUGAAUUACACAUGGAAGAAAAAUUUAUGGCUUCCAAUCCAUCUAAAGUUACUUACAAACCAAUUACCACUACCCUUAAAAGAAAACAAGAGGAGGUAUCGGCUCUUAUUAUUCAAAGGGCCUUCAGGAGAUAUUUGGUGCAGCGUUCUUAUAAAAGUAAACCUUUCCUAUACCGUCAUAAGCACUAUAACAGUGCUAUUUUUGAAGAAGAAACACAUAAGAAGGAAAGUCUAAUUGCAUCAAUGCUUAAUGAAAACAGUGGUAGGAAGCUAGAUAAAUCAUGGACUAUGUCUUCCAUAUCUCUCCCUUUAUUUUAUGAAGGUAUUGCUGAAACAGAUAGUGAUAACAUGGACACAUAA